AUGGUCCAACCAAAGAACGCCGACUCGAAAAUUUUCUCGCAGCUGCGCAUCGCCAAUGGCGAUAUUAAACUAAACCACAGGAUCAUUCUUGCACCUCUGACACGGAACAGAAAUGUGCCAUGCAUACCCAAAGAUCCGUUGGAGCCAGUCCGCACCUGGUGUCCUGAUGAAGUUGUGGUGGAAUAUUACAGACAACGCACUACAGAAGGUGGACUACUGGUUUCGGAAGGCAUCAAUCCAAACCAACAAGGAGGUGGUAUGCCUGGAACACCCGGUCUAUGGCUGCCUGAACAUAUCGCUGGAUGGAAGAAAGUCGUCGAUGCGGUACACGCGAAGGGCGGUUAUAUCUAUUGUCAAUUGUGGCAUCAGGGAAGGACUACAAUCGAGCACAUGACGGGAAUGUGUACGGUAAGCCCAUCGGGCGUAGCAUGGAAUGAUCCUGAAGAGCUGUAUCCAUAUCCAGUCAAGGGCUGCAGGGGCGAGGGUGAGAGUCUGAAGCUGGCGGACUAUACAUCGAUCGAGAUGACCGUCGAUAUGAUCAAGGAUACUAUCAGCGACUUCUGUGAGGCCGCGAGAAGAGCUGUGGAGGAGUGCGGCUUCGAUGGUGUGGAGGUCCAUGGGGCGAACGGAUAUCUCCCUGAACAAUUUUUGAGUGAUAAUACCAAUCUCCGGACUGAUCAUUACGGAGGAACCCCACAAAAGGCUUGCAAUUUUUCGUUGGAGCUGAUGGAAGGUCUUGCAGGCACUGUUGGACAACAGAAAGUAGCCAUCAGACUAAGUCCUUUCGGCAUGUACAACCAAAUUCGAGGAACGAAGCGCAUGGAAACUUUCACGCAUCUUUGCAGACAGCUCAAGUCACGUCUUCCAAACAUGUCAUACGCAUCGUUCAUCGAACCACGGUAUGAACAAGUCUUCAGCGCCAACGAAAAAGACGCAUUUCUAAGAUCUUGGGGGCUUGCGAGCGUAGAUUUGUCUAUAUUUCGAAAGAUCCUUGGUAGCACGCCGUUCCUGACUGCGGGUGGCUGGAAUGACACCAAUGUCAGGGGUCUUGUGGAGUCGAGCCAGUAUGAUGCUGUCGUUAUGGGGAGAUGGUUCACCAGUAAUCCAGACCUUCCACAGAGGCUGUUGGAAGGGAGGCCACUGCGACAGUACGAGCGGGAGCGAUUCUAUGGGCCCUUUCAAGACCGAGAGCGUGGAUAUACAGACUACGAUCCGUGGUGUCAAAACGAAUCAUAAGGGACUACGAGUCAAGCGGAACAAGAUUGGUUCAUCGGGGUCAAAUCUAACGUA
Messenger RNA from Pseudovirgaria hyperparasitica, 1290 nucleotides. RefSeq names its product FMN-linked oxidoreductase. The transcript has 2 exons. The record is from RefSeq and is a predicted model, not a curated record. NCBI's taxonomy places the organism in Eukaryota, Fungi, Ascomycota, Dothideomycetes, Acrospermales, Acrospermaceae. Gene Ontology annotation, molecular function: FMN binding; oxidoreductase activity. The coding region runs from base 1 to 1236 and encodes 411 amino acids.